AUGCUCGAAACUGUGGAAGAACACAACAUUAUGAGAAAGUAUGCUCGAAACGGCAGAUGGUACGCGCUCAUAUAUGGCUCGUAUGUUUAUGUGUCUACCAUUUCAUUUACAACAACCUCGCUCGUGCCACGCAUUUUGGAUAUUGUAUUUCCAUUGAAUACUUCCCGUCCUGUAAUGUUAGCAUAUCCGGCAUACUAUUUCGUUGACGAAAAUCAAUAUUUCUACUAUAUUUUUCUCCAUAUGUUAUUUACCAGCAGCGUGUGUAUGACCGGAUUAAUCGCGCACGAUAGCAUGUUUUUUAUUUACACCGAACACAUCUGCGGCCUUUUCGCCGUCGUUGGGUAA
Messenger RNA from Trachymyrmex cornetzi, 345 nucleotides. RefSeq lists its product as uncharacterized. Bases 1 to 345 code for a protein of 114 amino acids. The record is from RefSeq and is a predicted model, not a curated record. NCBI's taxonomy places the organism in Eukaryota, Metazoa, Arthropoda, Insecta, Hymenoptera, Formicidae. The transcript has 2 exons.